AUGUCGCUUGGACAUACCAGCGCUGGUUCCCUCCUUGCCAGGGCGGCUGCCUUGGGCGGCGCGCUGCUGGGUUGUCAUCUUGCGAAGGAGACCCUCGCUUGGGUGGGCAUCAGCAGCCCAGAAGGCGCCUGCAGCGUCUUUGUCAGCCACCGCGGGCCCUAUUCGCGGCCACCAGGGCGGAUGCUUCGCCGGGCCCAGGGCAGAGACCCUUUUACUGUGCUUGGUGUGGAGUCGAGUGCGACGCGCGAUGAGGUCAAGAAG
Messenger RNA from Symbiodinium sp. CCMP2456, 261 nucleotides. The record is from the annotation of a GenBank genome assembly. Lineage: Eukaryota; Dinophyceae; Suessiales; Symbiodiniaceae.